CUCCUCUUUUCUGGCUUUUUCUCCACCGCCUCCGUCUCCAUCGCCAUCCAUCGCCUCUCAUUCAUUCAUCCAUUCCAUCACAUCCAAUCCAUCCAAUCUAUCGCUCGUGCUGUUGUCUCUUACCUCCUCGCUCCCCUUUUCCCCUCUCUUCUUCCCCAGACUACCCCCCUUAAUCCUUCUGUCGCGCUAUUUCCGCCUUCUCUCGCUCUCGCUCUGACUGGCCUCCUCUGUGAGGUCCAUCUCCAUGCGAGAUUGCUGAGGUACCAAACCCCUCCCGCAUAUCCAUGGCGUCCGUUUCGCCACCCAAACCGUGGGAGAGGGCAGGCGCUGCUGCUGGGUCUCCUGCUUUGGCAACAUCAUCGGCGGCUACUCCGACCGCCUCAUCCGCGAUGACGGCCAGUUCGACUACUCCGACCGCGGCCGCCAGUGCCUCGGCCCCCACAGCUACAGCAUCCUCAACAUCUACUGCUCCCGAUCUCCCGUCCCGUCCUAAUUCACUGAAUUCUGUUGUCAAUCGCACCGCCUCCAAUUACUCUCCCUACUCGGCCUCCCGGUUCGGCGCAAGCCCUUACGGCGGCUACGGAAGCUACUCGUCGCCGUACUCCCGCUUCGGCACGAUGGGCUCCAUGUACGGAGGCUAUGGCGGCAUGGGAGGAUAUGGCGGCAUGUAUGGUGGCAUGGGAGGCAUGGGGGGGAUGUACGGCGGCAUGCCCGGUGAUCCCAACGAUCCCAACAGCCUGACGAAUUCCUUCAGCCAGAGCACCCAAGCUACGUUCCAGAUGAUUGAGAGUAUCGUGGGUGCGUUUGGAGGAUUCGCUCAGAUGCUGGAGAGCACAUACAUGGCGACGCACAGCUCCUUCUUUGCCAUGGUCUCUGUGGCAGAGCAGUUCGGCAACCUCCGAAACACGCUUGGCUCCGCCCUCGGUAUCUUCACCAUCAUCCGCUGGUUCAAGACUCUGAUCGCGAAGAUCACCGGUCGUCCCCCGCCGGCUGAUGCUACCGCCCUCACUCCGUCCGCCUUUGCAGCAUUCCUCAGCGGCCGCUCCUCCCCCGCCACCCUGCCGGAUGGCACUCCCGCUCCCCCCAAGCCCUCCAAGAAGCCGUUCUUCAUGUUCCUGAUCGCCGUAUUCGGUCUUCCCUACCUGAUGGGCAAGCUGAUCAAGGCUCUGGCUCGGUCGCAAGAGGAACGUCGCCAGCUGAUGCUGGGUCCAAAUGGCGAGCCCGUGCAGGGCCAAGGCGCACCGCUUGACCCUUCCAAGCUUGACUUUUGCCGCGUGCUCUACGACUACACCCCUGAAGCCCAGGAGAGCUCCGGCAUCGAUUUGGCUGUGAAGAAGGGCGACAUCGUCGCUGUCCUAAGCAAAUCCGAUCCGAUGGGUAACGCCUCGGAGUGGUGGCGUUGCCGUGCUCGUGAUGGCCGCGUCGGAUACUUACAGGGACCGUACCUGGAGACCAUCCAGCGCCGCCCACAACAGCAAGCGAUCACCUCGGGCAGCGAAGCCGGCAGUCGCAGCAACUCGAUGCAGGCGAGCGCAUCCGAGGAGAUCGCCACGGAAGCCAAGAAGCCCCAGCUGAAGGGCAAGAUGGGUGAUAUUUCGCCUGAAAGCUUCCAGAAGAGCGCUUUCUACUCAUGAUCAUCAUCCAUCCCUCCAUUCAUCUCCCUCAUCAGCGCGCCCCUCAUACACAUAUUUAUAGUAUCAUAGUUACACUUUCGACGCGCACACUCA
Messenger RNA from Aspergillus welwitschiae, 1727 nucleotides. RefSeq names its product peroxin PEX13 (gene pex13). The record is from RefSeq and is a predicted model, not a curated record. Gene Ontology annotation, biological process: protein import into peroxisome matrix, docking. Lineage: Eukaryota; Fungi; Ascomycota; Eurotiomycetes; Eurotiales; Aspergillaceae. The transcript has 3 exons. Gene Ontology annotation, molecular function: protein binding. The coding region runs from base 285 to 1634 and encodes 449 amino acids. Gene Ontology annotation, cellular component: peroxisomal membrane; peroxisomal importomer complex; peroxisome.